Messenger RNA from Anopheles bellator, 2718 nucleotides. RefSeq names its product nucleolar complex protein 2 homolog (gene Noc2). The record is from RefSeq and is a predicted model, not a curated record. Gene Ontology annotation, molecular function: transcription corepressor activity; histone binding. Gene Ontology annotation, biological process: ribosomal large subunit biogenesis; negative regulation of transcription by RNA polymerase II. The transcript has a single exon. NCBI's taxonomy places the organism in Eukaryota, Metazoa, Arthropoda, Insecta, Diptera, Culicidae. Gene Ontology annotation, cellular component: Noc1p-Noc2p complex; nucleoplasm; nucleolus. The coding region runs from base 1 to 2697 and encodes 898 amino acids.
AUGAAGGUAAAGCAGUCAAAGAAAAAGCAGGAUUUCCAGAACAUGUCGCUGGAUAACUUUUUCGACAACAUGGAUGCCGAUGUUGCGGACGAGGAGCCGGACCCCAAGCCAAAAAGCAAGCUCAAAGCGAACGGCAUCAAAAAAGUGAAAAAGAAGGUGACAAAAGAGAACGUUGAAACCAAGAAGCAACAGCCGGUGGUCGGUAAAGCAGUGAAAUCGAAGGUUAGCGAGAAGCAGAAAAAACUAAAAGUUGCCAGUCAAGAACCGACCCCGGCAGAGGGUAAGAAAAGCAAACCCAAACAGAAAUCUAAUGGAACGGGCGAGGUGCCGAAACCCAAGCGGAAGGAGAAAAAGCCGAAAAAGGAGUUGGUUUCGAAGGAGCAAAAGCCGAAGCGUAAAGCCGUGGAGAUGGAGCCGGAAGACAGUGACGAUGGGUCGGACGUCGCUGAAGGCAACGGCAUGGCGCAAGUGGAGAAAGACCACAAAACAGCGCUCGCGAAACUCCAGCAAACGGACCCCGAGCUGUACGCGUUUUUGAAAAAGAACGACGAAAAGUUGCUGAAGUUUGGUAAAAUGGCCAACGACGGAGAGAUGGAGUUCAGCGGCACUGAUGACGAUGAUGAGGAGGACGAAGACGAACUGGAAGACGAGGAGGAAAAGAUUCACAGACUACCGAGUAAAUUGGAGGUGGCCAGUGACGAAAGCGAUUUUGAGCCUGACGACGAUGAUGGCAGUGAUGAUGAUGAGGGUGAAGAUGAUGAUGGUGAAGAUGAUGACGAAGGCGUUAAGGGAAAACCAAGCAAAAGCAGCGGAAAGGACGUGACGCCGGGCAAGAAGCUCAAUUUCAAGAUGCUGAAAGCCUGGACCACCGAUCUGACCACGCUGCCGGUGAAGCAGGUGGAGCCGAUCCGAAACAUCUGCAAGGCGUUCAACUCGGCGAUCUACACGGUGACGGGCGAGAAGACCACAAUCCCUCCGUUUCGAGUCGAUGGAUCUGGCAUGUUCAAUGCGAUCGUGCAAACGUGCGUGCUUUAUCUGGGGCCGGCCAUUCAGAGCUAUCUGCGUGUGAGCGAGAGCCGUCAGUUUAAGGACUUGAAGCGUGACAAGCGGUUCACUAAGGUACGCGGCUGUCUGAGGGCGUAUCUGAUCGAUCUGACCAAUCUGCUCGAGAAUGUGUCCUCUGCGCACAUCAUGACGGUGUUGCUGAAGCAUUUGCAUCAGUUCUCACCGAUCCUCGUGUGCUACCAGCACAUCACCAAGCCGAUCCUGAAACGCUUGAUCGGCAUCUGGGGCACGGCCGAAGAGGAAACGGUACGGGUGCUCGCGUUCCUGUGUAUCCUGAAGAUAACGCACGCACAACAGUCCCGCUACCUGAGCAACGUGCUGAAGGCCAUGUACCUGGUUUACGUGAAGAACAGCAAGUUCGUGUCGCCGAACACGCUCCCGAACAUCAACUUUAUGCGCCGCUCGCUGACGGAAAUGUUUCUGCUGAACUUUAACCUCUCGUAUCAGCAUAUGUUUCUGUACAUCCGCCAGCUGGCGAUCCAUCUGCGCAACGCCGUGAUUCUGCAGAAAAAGGACAGCUACCGGUACAUCUACAACUGGCAGUACAUCAACUCGCUGAAGCUGUGGGGCGACGUGCUGGGCGCUGCCCACACCCACGGUGACGCUCUCGAACCACUAGUCUACCCGUACGUCUCGAUCACGAUCGGAGUGAUCAAACUGAUUCCUUCCGCGCAGUACUUCCCGCUGCGUUUUCACUGUUGCCGUAUGCUGACGCAGCUGAGCGCAAAAACACGCGCCUUCAUUCCGGUGCUGCCGUUCCUGGUGGAGGUGCUGAAGUCGAACACCUUCAACCAGCAACACAAGAAGCUGUCGAUGCGCCCGGUCAACUUGGCCUGCCUGUUGCGCUUCUCGCCCGCCAACAUCCAGGAGAACGCGUUCAAGGACGCGGUGCUCGAUCAGAUCUACGAACUGGUGCUGGAGUAUGCGGCGAACGAGUCCUCCUCGGUAGCGUUCCCGGAGAUCGUGCUGCCCAGCAUACUGUUGCUGCGCCAGUACGCCAAAAGCACCAAGCAGUACAAGUACGCACGCAAGAUCAAGCAACUGAGCGACAAGCUGAUGGAGAACUACGAGUUCAUGGAGAAGUGGCGCAAGCAGAUGAACCUUCCGCUCAAGGACACCGAGCGGAUACGGGCGUGGGAAGAGAUGGUGCGCGCUGAGGGCACUCCGCUGGCGCGGUUCCACGCGACGGUGGCUAAGUUGGCCGAAUCGGAGAAACGCCGACAGGCGACCGACUCGGAGAAGAUCAGCGACUACAAGCUGCCGACGGUCAAGCGGCCCGAAAAGAGGGUGACGAAGCGUACGGACGGCCCGGUCACGCUGUUCCCGUCCGACGACGAAGAUGAUGAGGACGACGAGUUGGGCUUCGGUAAGCGGGACGAAGAGUCUGGGGACAGUGACGAUGAGUCCGAAAUGGAGGUAGAAGAUGAGGAUAGCGAAGCGGAUGAGGUGGCGGAGGACAAGGUGGCCGGCAAGGGCAAAUCGAAGCUCAAUGGAACAGCCUCGAAGAAGAAGCAAACCAAAUCGGCGCCAGUGGCCGAUGCAACGGAUGUGGAGUAUCCUUUGGAGAGAGACGACGAUACGGACCAAGUGGACAUCGUGCAGGAUUUGAAACUGGAUGAGUGGGAAGAUUAAGCCGAAAGUGGGGAUCAUACC